UCUGUCUCUCUGAAACAAUCAUCGACUACUUCGAAGCUGUGAAACAAUCCCUUUCCUUCACCUUCACUUUCUUCAUUCUCCAGGAAUCACUUCUCCUUCAAACCAUCUCUUCUUGAGUAUAUAUAUCAUAACCACACCAUGCCCCUUCUUCAUCACAUUUCGACCUCUCUGCAACUUCCGAUUGAUUUGUUGUUUCAAUUCAUCUUCUCUAUAUCUCUUCGCAUUCAUAGAUGGCAUCCAAAAAACCCCAAUUGGAUUCUCAAGUGACCGGAAAGAAAAAGAAAUUUCAAGAACCUGCUGUCACCGCCAUGCCGGUGGUGCCGUUCAAGUACUCGAACAGGGUAGUUCUGAAAUCUAUAUUGCAGCGGAUGGAUGGCGGUCUUGGAUUGGUGGGUCAGAGGGUUGUUAUAGGGGGCUGGGUGAAGGCCUCUAAAGAGGAGAAGGAAGAGCAUCCACCUCUGCCUCCGCCGCCGCCACUGGCAGAUGAUGAAAGACCUGGUCCGGCUUCACCCAAACAUGAGAGCCGUGUGGGGAUUGUUCAGUCUCGGAUUCCGUUUUUCCGGUCGAUUAUGAAGGUUUUGGGUGGUCCUGCUAAACCCCCAAUUCGGGAGAAGUUGGAGGCUGUGAGGCCGGCGACUGCUAAACCAGCUCCUUCUUCAAUUGUCUUAUUGGUUAUUAGUGACGGCUCGUGCGUUGCUGGUCUUCAGGUUGUGGUGGACACAUCUUUGGCUUUCCCAAGCCAGAUCAUGCCUACUGGAACUUGUAUAUUAGCGGAAGGUGUAAUUAGGCAGCCAUCUGUGCAGGGAAAACAUGCCAUUGAACUUAAAGCAGAGAAAGUUCUUCAUAUGGGGACGGUUGAUCAAGAUACGUAUCCGCUAUCAAAGAAACAAAUACCAUUGGAGUCCCUAAGAGACUGUUCCCAAUUUCGACCACGGACAACCACGGUGGCAUCUGUUGUGCGAAUCCAUAGUGCUCUGACUUCUGCAAGUCAUACAUUCUUCCAAAACAAUGGAUUUCUUCAUGUGCAAGUACCUAUUAUCACAACCACUGAUUGUGAUGGGUUCAGCGAAAAGUUUCAGGUUACAACUCUUUUUGGAAAAGCAGGUAAAAUGGCAGAGCCAACUGCCAAGGAUACAGAAGAUGUCAGUCUUGAAGUUGUUAUGGCUGCUAUAAAGGAAAAAAGUAGUCUAGUUGAAGAACUAAAAAGAAGUGACAGCAAUAAGGAAGCACAUUUUGCUGCAGUCCAGGAUUUAAGGAAAGCAAAGGCAUUAGCAUCACAGUUAGAAGCAAGAGAAAAGUCAAAACAGCGAACUUCGUUGAAGACUGAUACUGUAAAACUCCCAGAGGAUUUCUUCCCUAGCGAGACUUAUCUAACUGUUUCUGGUCGCCUUCAUCUGGAGAGCUAUGCCUGUGCACUUGGAAAUGUUUAUUCUUUUGGACCCAGAUUUCAUGCAGAUAGAACAGUUUCUACCAAACAAGCUGCAGAAAUGUGGAUGGUUGAGAUUGAAAUGGCAUUUUCAGAAUUGGAGGAUGCCAUAAAUUGUGCAGAAGACCAUCUCAAGUUCAUCUGCAAAUGGGUGUUCGAAAAUUGUGCAGAAGAUAUGAAUUUUGUAUCAAAACGAAUUGACAAAAUGAGCAUUGAUCGUCUCCAAUCAACGAUAUCAAGUUCGUUUGAGAAAAUAUCUUACAUGGAAGCAGUGGAUGCUCUGAAAAAGAUUACAGGUAAGAUAUUUGAGACAAAACUUGAGUGGGGUGUGGCGCUGACACCAGAACAUCUAAGUUAUUUGGCUGAUGAGAUCUAUAAGAGGCCUUUAAUUAUAUACAAUUAUCCAAAAGGAACAAAGCCAUUUUAUGUACGCAUCAACGCUGAUGGUAAAACAGUAGCCGCAUUUGAUAUGAUUGUGCCAAAGGUGGGAACAUUGGUAACAGGUAGCCAGAAUGAGGAACGCAUCAAUGUGAUAGAGGAAAGGAUUAAGGAAUCAGGCUUGCCUCGAGAGCAGUACGAAUGGUAUUUAGAUCUUCACAGGCAUGGGACUGUCAGGCACUCCGGAUUCAGUAUCAGGUUCGACCUUAUGGUUCUCUUCAUCACUGGCCUCGUUGAUGUCAGGGAUGUUGUUCCCUUUCCUCGAAGUUUUGGCAAAGCCGGCUACUAAACAAGGUUCUGGCACAAACUACACUCCAGAAAAUGGCGCUUUACGACGUACUGAAGAAUAAGAAAGAAAAUGAAGAAGACAGUUGCAUGACAGAUACACCGUGCUCUCACCUCAAAGAGGUUGGCUGCCAUACAGUAGCCAUGCUUGUUUUUUUUUUUUUCCCUUUUUUUUUUUUUUUUUUUGAAAAGGUCAAAAGACCCAAUAUAUAUUUCAGAACUCACCACGUGAGUAAAAGAAAUGGAGACCAUCAAAGGUACUCGGGCCACCAUAAUGAUGGAAUACAACCAAAAUAAGAAAGUUGGACAAAACAUAUAAUAAUAAGACAUAAAUCAGCUUAUAAGACACCUUAUACUGAUUCUCCUCCUAGGCCUUGCAUAUCUCUUUCCCAAGCUAGCUUCUCUGCAUAAACAAUAUUCACAACCGAGCUAGGAACUUCCUCAAUCCAGAGCUGCAUGUCUUGGACGAGGAGCGCAUGUUUGGCCAUGGAAUGAGCAGCCAA
Tripterygium wilfordii is the source of this 2652-nucleotide messenger RNA. Its product is annotated as asparagine--tRNA ligase, cytoplasmic 2-like. Gene Ontology annotation, biological process: asparaginyl-tRNA aminoacylation. Lineage: Eukaryota; Viridiplantae; Streptophyta; Magnoliopsida; Celastrales; Celastraceae. Gene Ontology annotation, molecular function: asparagine-tRNA ligase activity; ATP binding. Gene Ontology annotation, cellular component: mitochondrion. The record is from RefSeq and is a predicted model, not a curated record. The transcript has 8 exons. The coding region runs from base 231 to 2153 and encodes 640 amino acids.